Aegilops tauschii subsp. strangulata is the source of this 1941-nucleotide messenger RNA. NCBI's taxonomy places the organism in Eukaryota, Viridiplantae, Streptophyta, Magnoliopsida, Poales, Poaceae. The record is from RefSeq and is a predicted model, not a curated record.
AUGCUUGUUGUCAUGAGACCUAAGAUGUUUGUUGUCAAGAGACCGGAGAUGCUUGUUGUCAUGAGACCGGAGAUGCUUGUUGUCAUGAGACCUGAGAUGUUUGUUGUCAAGAGACCGGAGAUGCUUGUUGUCAAGAGACCGGAGAUGCUUGUUGUCAUUAGUCUGGAGAUGCUUGUUGUCAUGAGACCUGAGAUGUUUGUUGUCAAGAGACCGGAGAUGCUUGUUUUCAUGAGACCGGAGAUGCUUGUUUUCAUGAGACCGGAGAUGCUUGUUGUCAUGAGACCUGAGAUGCUUGUUGUCAUGAGACCUGAGAUGUUUGUUGUCAAGAGACCGGAGAUGCUUGUUGUCAUGAGACCUGAGAUGUUUGUUGUCAAGAGACCGGAGAUGCUUGUUGUCAAGAGACCGGAGAUGCUUGUUGUCAUUAGUCUGGAGAUGCUUGUUGUCAUGAGACCUGAGAUGUUUGUUGUCAAGAGACCGGAGAUGCUUGUUUUCAUGAGACCGGAGAUGCUUGUUUUCAUGAGACCGGAGAUGCUUGUUGUCAUGAGACCUGAGAUGCUUGUUGUCAUGAGACCUGAGAUGUUUGUUGUCAAGAGACCGGAGAUGCUUGUUGUCAUGAGACCUGAGAUGUUUGUUGUCAAGAGACCGGAGAUGCUUGUUGUCAAGAGACCGGAGAUGCUUGUUGUCAUUAGUCUGGAGAUGCUUGUUGUCAUGAGACCUGAGAUGUUUGUUGUCAAGAGACCGGAGAUGCUUGUUUUCAUGAGACCGGAGAUGCUUGUUUUCAUGAGACCGGAGAUGCUUGUUGUCAUGAGACCUGAGAUGCUUGUUGUCAUGAGACCUGAGAUGUUUGUUGUCAAGAGACCGGAGAUGCUUGUUGUCAUGAGACCUGAGAUGUUUGUUGUCAAGAGACCGGAGAUGCUUGUUGUCAAGAGACCGGAGAUGCUUGUUGUCAUUAGUCUGGAGAUGCUUGUUGUCAUGAGACCUGAGAUGUUUGUUGUCAAGAGACCGGAGAUGCUUGUUUUCAUGAGACCGGAGAUGCUUGUUUUCAUGAGACCGGAGAUGCUUGUUGUCAUGAGACCUGAGAUGCUUGUUGUCAUGAGACCUGAGAUGUUUGUUGUCAAGAGACCGGAGAUGCUUGUUGUCAUGAGACCUGAGAUGUUUGUUGUCAAGAGACCGGAGAUGCUUGUUGUCAAGAGACCGGAGAUGCUUGUUGUCAUUAGUCUGGAGAUGCUUGUUGUCAUGAGACCUGAGAUGUUUGUUGUCAAGAGACCGGAGAUGCUUGUUUUCAUGAGACCGGAGAUGCUUGUUUUCAUGAGACCGGAGAUGCUUGUUGUCAUGAGACCUGAGAUGCUUGUUGUCAUGAGACCUGAGAUGUUUGUUGUCAAGAGACCGGAGAUGCUUGUUGUCAUGAGACCUGAGAUGUUUGUUGUCAAGAGACCGGAGAUGCUUGUUGUCAAGAGACCGGAGAUGCUUGUUGUCAUUAGUCUGGAGAUGCUUGUUGUCAUGAGACCUGAGAUGUUUGUUGUCAAGAGACCGGAGAUGCUUGUUUUCAUGAGACCGGAGAUGCUUGUUUUCAUGAGACCGGAGAUGCUUGUUGUCAUGAGACCUGAGAUGCUUGUUGUCAUGAGACCUGAGAUGUUUGUUGUCAAGAGACCGGAGAUGCUUGUUGUCAUGAGACCUGAGAUGUUUGUUGUCAAGAGACCGGAGAUGCUUGUUGUCAAGAGACCGGAGAUGCUUGUUGUCAUUAGUCUGGAGAUGCUUGUUGUCAUGAGGCCUGAGAUGUUUGUUGUCAAGAGACCGGAGAUGCUUGUUGUCAUGAGACCAAAGAUGCUUGUUGUCAUGAGAUCUGAGAUGUUUGUUGUCAAGAGACCUGAGAUGAGGCUUCUGGAGUAUAUUUGUUGCAUCCUUGUGUUAAAUACUGGCAGCAAGCACUACUCCAUGUAA